UCAAUAUACAAAGUUAAAGUGACGUGUAUCAACAGCAAGGCGCCAGGUGUGAAAUAACAAAUCUGAUGCAAACAGUUAACCGGUAAAAAUAGCAUUUUAUAGAAAUGAAUGUAUGGAGUGUGCUUAUGGCCAAAUAACACUGCAUCUAUGACAGAAAGAAUGAGAGUCGCAUAACACUGGUAAAAGAUAAUGACACACGACUGAAGUUAGGCUACCCACAGGAAAGCAGGGACAGACAUCGAGCACUUGAGAUGCAGGGGCUACUACUGGGGAUAAAACUGGUAACAUGUGUGAGCCUGAUCCUGUUCUCAGUCAGCUGUUACAACAUGGUGGUGAGGAGUGAGGAGGCUGUGGACAACACACAGAAUGGUGGCAGUAGUUCCCCUCCCUUAAAGACAGACAAAAAUCCCAAUAUUGUCACAGACAAGACAAGUGCUCUUACCGUUGUACCUGACUCUGAAGAUGAUGAUGCUACGGUGACAACAGAGGAAGAGGGGGCUCCAGAUUUCAGCAACCUGGAUGUGUUCUACCCUACAAAAGAUUGGCAGGAGGUCAAGCCAGGUCAAGCUGUUCCAAAAGGUCUUCACAUUCGACUAAAUAUGGACACAGGUCAAAGAGAGGCUAAGCUGAUGGAGGGCGACGGUGGACUAAAAUACUGGAGCCAGGAAGGAAAGCAAGGAAUAGUCAAUACUGACAAGAAGCUCUUUACACCAGAAGACCUGAAAAAAGCACUGAAAGAAUUCAGAGUCAACAAGAUUGACGAUGAAGACACAGAGCGCAUGGAAGAGGUGAAGAAGAAAUACAAGAGCUACGAAGAACUGAAGAAAGAUCUAGAGGGACUACACAUGGACAUCAAGACGGAUCGAGAGACAGUCCUAGAACUGACCUCCAUGUUGAACUCCAGUUCUCUGGACACCACGGAGCGUGUGGAUGUCAUGGAGACGCUGCUGGACUACCUGCACCAGAUUGAUAAUGCAAUUCUGUUUUGUGACAUUGGCGGAAUGAAACUGGUCAUUAAGAAUCUAAACGACUCCAAUGCCGAGAUGAGGUCCAUUUCCUCGGCAAUUCUAGCAACAUCGCUCCAAAAUAACCCAAAAGUGAAAGUUUACUGUAUCAAAGAGGGGGUACUGCACCACUUUGUGCGCGCGCUUUCAACGGAAGUAGAGUUGCCUGUCAAGAAGAAGCUGCUUUUUGCCUUGUCUGCAAUGGUUCGCAACUUUCCGUACGCUCAGACAAAGUUCGGUGAAUUGGGAGGGUUCAGUGUCCUCGCCAAAUUGUUUACGUUGCCAGGUACCUCGGAGGAAGCUACGAAGCUUAGCGAAAGAACUUUAACGCUGGUGGUGGAUUUAUUGGAGGAACAUCAGUCUGUAACCAAGGACAACAAACACCAUUCUUCUGAGGAGCUGCUCUCACAGUACAAGAACUUUCCACUGCUAGAACAUCUCCUGCAGAACGGAUUUUGUGAAAUAGUGGGCAAUCUAUUAGAAAACAUUCCUCAGCGGGAAUUCGAGAGUACAACAGAGGUCAUUCUAAAAGCCGCCAUGAAGCUGAAAGAUUCCUGCUUUCAACAGUUUAAAGAACACACUGUCAAAUUUAAAUCUCUUCAUGACAAUUUACUAAAACUGUACCACCAAGAUACAGAAUUAGAUUUUUAUAGAGACCUUUCCGAAGUCGCCAAAAAGUUAUACCUUUUUCUGAUGGAAAAAGACGAACUGUGAUGCAUUAAUAUUAAACCAAUAUUUGGUUGUUGUUACAGUUUUGUAUAAUUUUAUAGAACAAGAGGCAUCAGUGAAGAUUGAAGUAAAUGGUCUUUAAUUAUAUGGUUUUAAAAAGAGUUUAAGGAUCAUUUUAUGAUUGAUAAAAAUUGUAUGACUGUU
Magallana angulata is the source of this 1877-nucleotide messenger RNA. Its product is annotated as nucleotide exchange factor SIL1-like. Bases 252 to 1718 code for a protein of 488 amino acids. The transcript has 9 exons. NCBI's taxonomy places the organism in Eukaryota, Metazoa, Mollusca, Bivalvia, Ostreida, Ostreidae. The record is from RefSeq and is a predicted model, not a curated record.